This is a messenger RNA of Zeugodacus cucurbitae (melon fly), 436 nucleotides long. RefSeq names its product cecropin-1-like. Gene Ontology annotation, cellular component: extracellular region. The record is from RefSeq and is a predicted model, not a curated record. The coding region runs from base 93 to 284 and encodes 63 amino acids. Lineage: Eukaryota; Metazoa; Arthropoda; Insecta; Diptera; Tephritidae. Gene Ontology annotation, biological process: defense response to Gram-positive bacterium; antibacterial humoral response; defense response to Gram-negative bacterium. The transcript is spliced from 2 exons.
UCCAUAAACACAAUUCGUACGUCGAAGAAAGUGGAAGCACUUCAAGCUUAAGAAUAUUUAAUACCUGCAAAUAAAUCUACAUACAGAACAAAAUGAACUUCAACAAGAUUUUCGUACUCCUGGCUGUCUUCGUUGCCAUCUUCGCUGGACAAACCGAGGCGGGAUGGUUGAAAAAGAUUGGCAAGAAAAUUGAGCGCGUCGGUCAACAUACACGAGAUGCCACCAUCCAGACUAUCGCUGUGGCACAACAAGCAGCAAAUGUUGCAGCAACAUUAAAGGGAUAAACUGAAAAUGUCGGAAGAGUGUAGAAGGUCCUGCAACAACUAUCUAAUAACUAAUUUAAUUUAGACUAGUAUUAUUUAUGUAGACAAUUUUGUGACUGAUAUAUGGAGAUUAAUGCAAAAGUAUUUGAAUAAAAUAAUUUGUUUAAAAUAUA